AUGGCUUCUGCCCUCAACAGCAAAAUUCACGCGCCCGGGACUUGCCCGGGCUCCAAAGCCGAUGCAGGAGGUGGCGCCGGCUGGAGAAUGGACUGUGAUCCCGAGAUGCACGUGAAAAUGUGCAAGAAGAUCGCCCAACUCACCAAGGUGAUCUAUGCCCUGAACACCCGCCAGGACGAGGCCGAGGCGGGCAUGGAGGCGCUGCGUGAGGCCCACCAGGAGGAGCUGCGCAAGGCGGUGGCCGAGACGGAGGCCAGGCUCCUGCAGGCGCAGGGCCGCGCGGGCGAGGAGGCCCUGAGGCAGCGCAUCCAGGCCCUGGAGAGCGCCCUGGAGCUGCAGAAGCGGCUGACGCAGGAGGCGCUGGCCCGGUCGGCCGCGUGCGGGCUGGAGACCCAGGAGAGGGAGCUGAGGGUGGAGGCCGAGCACGCCGAGCGGCUGCUCACCCUCUCCAGGGAGAUGCUGGAGCUCAAGGCCGACUACGAGCAGAGGCUCCGGCACCUGAGCGGCCACGAGGCGCCCCGGUGGGGCCGGCUCGCCCCGGAGGGUCCCGAGCCCCCGGCCGAGCCGGGCUGCGGCCCCGAAAUGCGGGAGGUCCUGCUGGAAGCGGAGCGGCUGCGAGCGGAGAACCAGCAGCUGAGCGAGGGCUAUGCUCGGAAGGCUGAGGAGCUGCAGGCCGUGUACGAGCGGGAGAACGAGGCCGUCCGGCAGGCCAUGCAGCAGUCGGUGAGCGAGGCCCUGUGGCAGUGGCAGGGGCAGGAGACCGACCUCCGGAAGAACUUCCAGGCCCAGGAGGCGGCCCUGCAGGCCCAGGUCCGGAAGCUAGAAGGGGAUCUGGAGCACAGAGGCCGCAAGAUCAGUGACUUGAAGAAGUACGCCCAGAAGCUGAAGGAGCGCGUUCAGGACCUGGAUGUGCAGCUCAAGGAGGCUCGACAGGAGAAUUCAGAGUUGAAAAGCACUGCAGACAAACUUGGGGAGAAGCUGGCUGUUGCCAAAGACAGGCUGAUGUUGCAGGAGUGUCAUGUGACACAGAAAAGCGGUGAGAUGCCCGGAACGAUCUCCUUACACAGCAAAGAUGACAUGAAGACAGAGAGAGUUUCAGAGAAUGAAGUCCUAGGGAAAGAGAAUGAUUUGGAAGCCUGCAGUCUCCAUCCUCAGCAGGAUCAGAACUUUCCCAAGGAGUGUCCGUGCACGAAAGGAGGCACAGAUAUACAGACCAAGAAAGAGGCAUGUAUUGAGACAGACUAUAUGAAGCAAAAAUAUGAAGAAGACCUUCGUAAAAUCAAAGAUCAGACAGAAGAGGAGAAGAAACAUCUCAAAGACCAGCUGGUGAAGCGCCUAGAAGACCUGGUGAAGAAGCACACGGUGGAAAUCCAAUUAGUUCGCUCAUCAGUGGAAGCUGAGAGGCAGAGGCUACAGAAGGAAGUAGAAACACAGUUGGAGGAAGUGAAGAAGAAAUCAGAAAAUGACAUAAAGCAUCUGGAAGAAGAGAAAGAGGCCCUAAGUGUGAAGCUCCAGAAUUCACUGCUUGAGGUUUUAAGGCUGGAAGAAUUUAUCCAACAGAAUAAUGUACAUCCCCCGAGAGGCAAUGAAUGGCCCCAAGAAUUGGACUGCCAGCACUGCAACAUUUUAGAGACCCAGGAUCCAUGCUUGAGGCCGAAUGAACCUUCUCAGACUCUGCCCAGAGGAGAAGAGUUUCAAGAUAAGUUAGCAGCUGAAGAAGGAACCAACAGCGACGAAGAGGAAAGGAUCGAAGUGCCCCACAAGGAGGGAGGUGACCUGCAGCCUCCGCUGGGCUCUUUGCUGAAGGAGAAGGCACCGGAAAUCCAGCGUCUGCAGGAGGAGUGGCAGAGCCAGAAGGCCAGAUUGCAAGCCCAGGUCUUGCAGAUGCAGCAGGCUCUGGAGCAGUGCACCAGCAACUACAGGGAGGACCUGCGGGAGCUCAGGCAGCUCUCCGACCACGAGCGGGAGCAGCUGCGGCGCGAGCUCCAGGAGACCGUCCAGCAGAAUCAGGUGGUGAAAGCUCAGCUUGAGGCCGCCCACCAGCGAGCACUCCGCAUGCUCGAGAAGGCCAAACACCAGGAAGUCAAGGCCACAGAGGAGCGCUUGAAGAAGGAAUCCAGCCACAGCCUCCAGAUCCAGCACCAGGCGCACCGGCUAGAGCUACAGGCCUUGGAGGAGAAGGCCCAGCAAGAGCUCCAGGGAGAGCUGGAGAGGAUGCAGGCUCAGCAGGCGCUGUUGCUAGAGUCCCUGAGGCAGGAGCUGGCGGGGCAGCGGGCUGCCUGCUCUGAGCACCGGAAGGACUUGGAGGCGCUGCGGGCGGAGCUGAGGGCCCCGGGCAGUGUGGCCAGGCGACAGGCCAUCACCCCGUGUCCAGGGGACAGCGAGGACCGUGCCGGCACUGCAGAGGAGGGGGGCGGUCCGGGCCAGGCGGGCUCCCCGACGGGCAAGGGGGCCGCCGAGCAGGAGCCGAGCGAGGGAUGCGGCCUCUGGGAGGAGAACUCGCAGCUCAAGGAAGUCGUGCGGCGGCUGCAGGCCGAGGUGGAACAGCACCGGCAGGAGGCGCUGCAGCUCCGCGACCAGCGCAGGCUGCUGGAGGAGGAUCAGCAAGCCCAGCGGGCCCGGGAGGUGGAGAUGCUACGCCAGGAACACCGGAAGGAGAUGCAGGCCAUGGUGGCCGAUUUCAGCAGCGCUCAAGCGCAGCUCCAGGCCCGGCUGGCUGCCCUGGAAACCGAACUGAAAGAUUCCGGAGAGAAGCCAGGGAAGGGGGAGUCGAGGCCGGAGGAUGUUCAGCUCAUAGGCCGUCUGCAGACCCGCUUGAAGGAGAGGGAGGAGAUCAUCAAGCAGCUCACGGAGGAGAGAAGAUUUCACUACACAGCAUUCCCCAGCGCAGUGUCCCAUCGGAAUCGGUCCUUCUCUUUCAAUCCUCGCCCAGGGUAUUUGACCCCUUCCAUGAAGAAAAAGAAGAUGGAGGAAGUGCCCAGCCGAGUGGUCAGUGUGCCAAACCUCGCUUCCUAUGCUAAGAACUUUCUGAGUGGCGACCUGAGCUCCAGGAUCAACACUCCGAUAACUAAGUCACCCAGCUUGGACCCAGGCCCCAGCUGUGGCCAGCCUUACAAACCCACCCCAUCUCUAGAUGUAAAAACUGCCACAAGGACACAAGAUGAUGAAACAGCCCAACCCAAAGAAGUCCAGCAGAAGCAGGGCUCAGCCCACCAGGAAUGGUUUACCAAAUAUUUUUCUUUCUAAACUGAUCCUUAAACUGAUCAUAAAGUGGAUAUUUGAAACACAUUUCUUUUGAAGCAUCUGAUUGAAGGAAUGAACUAAAAAGCCAACCAACCAAAUAACUUGCUUGUAAUACGAUUUAACAUACAUAGCUAAAACAAAUUCUUGCAUUAACAUUUCAUACUGUUUCAUUGUGACAUUAAGAUAAAACAAGCCAGUGUUAUCAGAAAGCGCCCAUAGGGAAAUAUUAUUAAUGUUACUGAUGACCUACCCAUGGUAUUUCUAGUGUCCAUAAGAUUGCAAUCCGCCUUGUGGAAUAUCAGACUUUGUGAUUUCCAUGGUCUACUUUUAAAUUGGUUUCAUUUUCCUAGGAUGCUGGUCAUCUUCACUUGAAAAGUGUUUCUAUGUAAAUGAUAUAAUUCCAAAAUACACAUGUAACCUCAAUAGGUAGAGGAAUAAAACAAAGCUCAGAAUAACCAGGAAAGCCAAUUUUAAAAAACCAAAGAAAACAAAACUACUAGGAAUGGACUAUAGCAGACCUUGGCAUACUUGGAUCAAAUAUUUUGACUUCCUAGGUCCAGGACAUGAAGAAGAUUAUAGAGGGCAGAACACCUACCUCAAAGGGGCUUUUUGAAGUUUAAGCAAAAUAUGGGUAAUGAUACUAAUCAUGAAUUGGAAUUAGGCCUUGCCAGGAUUUUUCUGUGAGUAACUGAGCCUCACCCCGUCAUACAUCUCAACUUCAAUGACUGUAGCAUCAACUUGGUCAUUUGUGAUGGUUUCUAGAUUAUUCUUUGAAGUGAAAGAUCUACUGAACCGCUAGUCUUGCCUCAUGGUGCAUUGCUUCCCCAUUGUAUGGAUGCUCAGCAGAUUAAAGGGAACUGGGAAUGGCCAUUCACAAUGCUGACCUCGCUGUCAGUCCACGCUGAGCUGUCGGACCCUCUGACGGAGCGGUGCAAUUUGGCAAGACUCAGUACAACUUUUAGUGGUCAAAAUAUGUUCUCAAUCCUUUGGUGCUGGCCCAGCAAGUGGCCCAUAAACAGUUGUCUAUUCUAUGCACCAUCAAAUCUUUGCUCUUUGAAUAAAACUUUAAACUGGGCAAUAAAAAUGGUUGUGAUUUGUAUUGAUUUUCCAAAGAAAGGUGAAAUUAGAUGAAGGCUGAACUUGGAAAUAGGAAGUUCACAUUAACCUCAGUCAGAUCAUCUUCAAUAAAACGUAGCUGCGGUGCUUGGUGACCACCUAGAGGAAUGGGAUAAGGAGGGUGGGAGGGACGGAGAUGCAAGAGGGAAGAGAUAUAGGGAUAUAUGUAUAUGUAUAGCUGAUUCACUUUGUUAUAAAGCAGAAACUAACACACCAUUGUAAAGCAAUUAUACUCCAAUACAGAUGUUAAAAAUAAAUUAAUUAAAAAAAAAAAAACGUAGCUGCUCAUGCACUUAUGUCAUUUUGAGAGAAAUGCAAUUACAACUCAGACUCACAAUUUAAAAGUAAAUUUACUACCUAAUCAAAACACGUGGCCCAAUAACAUAAAUUUUUAAAUGCAAAUACUUGUUACUAUCCGUGUAACAUGCCGUAUUAUUUUUCAGUAUCAAGUAUUUUUUAGUUUUGUUACCUGCUUAGGGUGAGCAUUGUAGGACAAUGUUUGUGUUUUAAAGACUACAUACAGGUAGUUCUACUUUUGUUUUUGUUGAAAUUAUUUUCCCACUACUGUGCAACUCCUGAUGACUAACAAAGGAGGCUGCACUUUAUACUACUGUCCUUUAACUCAGCAUAACACAUGCUGCAGGGAUAGAAUUUUACUGAGACCCCACAUCUGUCUUGACUCCUUUCUUGUUGCAGGCAAGUGAAAGAUCAUGUUAAAUUUCUAGGUUAUAUGCAAACGAUUGUGUCUGUUAAGUAAAUCUUGGCAUGCUUCUAUCAUUUUUUUCUUUAGGACAUAUUCCUUGAGUAUUGAAGUAAAGCAUUGGUUGGGUGAUUUCCAGGAGGGUCUAAAGAAGCAGGGAUUCAUUCUAGAUUAGAUGCUGUCAGAAGGCAGGGGCAACUCUAUGACUGGGUGUCUUAAUAAAUCUUAUCUAUAAGAAGGGCAGACCAGAGAUAAAGCUGUAAAUGGUUUAAAAAAAAAAAAAAAAGAAAAAGCAGUCACUUAUUUUUUAGCCAGGAGAAUAUUUGGUAUU
Messenger RNA from Balaenoptera musculus (blue whale), 5390 nucleotides. RefSeq names its product family with sequence similarity 184 member B (gene FAM184B). Lineage: Eukaryota; Metazoa; Chordata; Mammalia; Artiodactyla; Balaenopteridae. The coding region runs from base 1 to 3246 and encodes 1081 amino acids. The transcript has 18 exons. The record is from RefSeq and is a predicted model, not a curated record.